Molecule: messenger RNA, 780 nt
Organism: Ilex paraguariensis (yerba mate)
Lineage: Eukaryota; Viridiplantae; Streptophyta; Magnoliopsida; Aquifoliales; Aquifoliaceae
Source: the annotation of a GenBank genome assembly
AUGUGGUGGGAACUAGAUGGUUCAAGGACCAGUACAGGUCCUAGUGUUUCAAAGACUUCGUAUCAUACCUUCACAUGCAAUCUUCGUGUGUUAUUAGUUGACAAUGACAAGGAAUGCCUCUUCUCUACAGCUAAAAUGCUUGAGACAUCUUCAUAUAAAGUUACUGCAGUUGAACAUGUGUCGACAGCUUUGUCCAUGCUUUCAGAAGGAAAGGAGCACUUUGACCUUUUGCUCGCAGAUAUUGAUCAGUCACCUGACUUGGAUGGCUGUAAGCUUCUCUGUCAAUCGAUUAUCAUGGAAGUGCCAGCAUUUGUAAUGUCGAAUAAUGAAGAUACAAUGCUGGCAAGGAAAGCUCUUGAGAACGGAGCAUUUCUCUUCCUAGACAAACCUGUUAGUAUGGAGAUGCUGACUUACUUGUGGCAACAUGUGUUGAGGGAGAGGAUCAGAAAGAAAAAGAUGCCUGAGAAAGAUAAACUCGGUGAGGUGACAGAUGACAAUGGCAAACAAAAUAAAUCCAAGAGAAAAAUCUUUGCUGAGGACAAAGGAAGUGAAACAAACAAUAAGACAAACAACAGUGGAUCAAAGAGAAGGGAGAGAAGUAAAACACUUGUAGAUAAGGGUCAAGAAUGUGUAUCUGAAGAUAAUGGUAGUGAUAGGAUUAGGAGGAGGCCUUGCACAGAAUGGACUGAAGAACUUCAUGGGAAAUUCAUGGAAGCUGUUCAUCUGCUUGGUGAAGGAAGUAAAAUUUCUUUCAAUUCUUUUUACAAAAUUAUCUCCUAA